CCAAGCUAGCCUCAAACUCACAGAGAUCCGUCUGGCUCUGCCUCCUGAGUGCUGGGAUUAAAGGUGUAUGCCCGGCAAGCUUUUCUCUUUGGCUACACUAUAAUGAAUGGAUCAGAGUAUGGUGGCAGGAAGAUACCCCAAGAAACUGAUGAAAAAGGUCCUGAAGAAGAGUGAUGUUAGGGAAGUCAAAAAGUGGGUGGAGAUAGGGAACAAUAUAGAAAUGGAUCCCUAGUCAUGACUAAAAGAGAUAUAGUUGAGGUAAGGUGCUAAACACAGGCAUGGAAAGUGCAUAGGCUGGACUUAGAUUCCAGUUCUGCUGUGUCUCUGGCAAAAGUCAGCCUCUCAGCCAGUUUGGAUCAGAGUUGCAACUGAUAAAGGCUGCACAAAUGACAGGCAAAUGGUACAUGUAGGUUUCCCUCCCAGCCUCCCUCUAUCCUAGGACCCAGGUAGGGACAAUGUCCCCUGCCAUUGCACUGGCAUUCCUGCCACUUGUGGUGACGCUGCUGGUGAGAUACCGGCAUCAUUUCCGACUGCUGGUGCGUACAGUCCUGCUAAGAAGCUUCAGGGACUGCCUGUCAGGACUUCGAAUUGAGGAGCGGGCCUUCAGCUACGUGCUCACCCAUGCCCUGCCUGGAGACCCUGGUCACAUCCUCACCACUCUAGACCACUGGAGCAGCUGCUGCGAGUACCUGAGCCACAUGGGCCCUGUUAAAGGUCAGAUUCUGACGAGGCUGGUGGAAGAGAAGGCCCCUGCUUGUGUGCUGGAGCUGGGCACCUACUGCGGAUAUUCUACACUGCUCAUUGCACGCGCUUUGCCCCCUGGGAGUCGCCUUCUCACUGUGGAGUGCGACCCUCGUACAGCAGCAGUGGCUGAAAAACUGAUCCGGCUGGCUGGCUUCGAUGAGCAAAUGGUGGAACUCAUUGCAGGAAGCUCAGAGGAAGUGAUCCCACGUCUAAGAGCUCAGCACCAGCUGAAUCGGGCAGAUCUGGUGCUCCUGGCACACCGACCUCGAUAUUACUUAAGGGAUCUGCAGCUACUGGAGGCCCAUGCUCUGCUUCCAAAUGGUGCCACAGUAUUGGCUGACCAUGUGCUUUUUCCUGGUGCACCCCGCUUCCUACAGUACACCAAGAGCUGCGGCCGUUAUCGCUGUCGCCUCCACCACACCAGCCUCCCAGACUUCCCUGCCAUCAAGGAUGGCAUAGCCCAACUCACCUAUGCUGGACCUGGCUGAGAUCCAGGACCUGGGAUAUUUACUGAUACAAUCCCAACCCCAUUCAAGCAAGGACCUCAGAGUAUCCCCUUUCCCUUUCGGUUUAGUGUCCAGCAUAUGCUAGGUUCAGGCUGGGGAGGCUUCUCAACUUUGCUCAACCCCAGCCUCCAUACCGAUCCAAAGCAUCAAAGUCUCAGUCUCCUUGGUCUCACAAGGUCCUCUCCUAGAAAACCAGAGACUGGAAGCAAGAGGCUGAGCCUUCAACCUAGUUCUGUUAUUGAUUGCUCCCUCCAGGUGAGUCCUUCCCUCUUCUGAGAUUCAGUCUAUUCUCUUAACACUAAGGGGCUGGAAAGAUGGCUCAACAGUUAAGAGAAUUGGCUGUUGCUCUCUAACUAGAGAACUUGAGUUCAAUUCCCAACACU
Molecule: messenger RNA, 1633 nt
Organism: Peromyscus leucopus (white-footed mouse)
Lineage: Eukaryota; Metazoa; Chordata; Mammalia; Rodentia; Cricetidae
Product: transmembrane O-methyltransferase homolog
Exons: 3
Coding region: 456-1232 (258 amino acids)
Biological process (GO): dopamine metabolic process; developmental process; catecholamine catabolic process
Molecular function (GO): catechol O-methyltransferase activity
Source: RefSeq, a predicted model, not a curated record